This is a messenger RNA of Leguminivora glycinivorella, 987 nucleotides long. RefSeq lists its product as uncharacterized. Gene Ontology annotation, cellular component: transcription regulator complex; histone acetyltransferase complex. The record is from RefSeq and is a predicted model, not a curated record. The transcript has 4 exons. Lineage: Eukaryota; Metazoa; Arthropoda; Insecta; Lepidoptera; Tortricidae. Gene Ontology annotation, molecular function: transcription coactivator activity; histone acetyltransferase activity; chromatin DNA binding. The coding region runs from base 106 to 747 and encodes 213 amino acids. Gene Ontology annotation, biological process: positive regulation of transcription by RNA polymerase II.
ACAAGUAAAAAAAAAUAGAACAAAACAAAACCUACAACAUGUGUGGCAUUUAAGUUUCCUUUUCUUAAGUGUUUCAAAUAAAGGGAAGCCUUUACAAUAAUUAACAUGGAUAUUCCUAGCGUCCCUCUAGAAGGCGCCACCGUAAAGUUUAGACGCGCCCAAGCUUCACGCCUGCGGCAUCAGCAUAAACUAUUGCUACAUACAUACAAAUGUCAGAGAGAAGAGGCACGGGCUAAAGGCGAGAGCUACCGAUGUAGAGUUAUGGGCUGCCAAAAAAUGAGGGGACUUGUUGACCAUAUGGUGUCAUGUCCAGCUGAUAAGAAAUGUUCUUGGCCAUCGGGUUGUACAUCUUUGAGAAAACUGAUGCGGCAUUAUUCAAAGUGCACCAGGGAAUACUGCCCAGCCUGUACACAGAAGACAGAGUGGCAAAUGACUGUGACAGAAGAAGAAAGAAGCGAAAUUGUUGAUCUACUGGUGAAUAUGGUCCCAACCACAAAUUCGUUCUUUACCAUGUGGUUUAUGAAGAGUCGCUCCAACUUUCCCACGGAAUCAUACUUGAAAGUAACAGAACGCUUCGCCUACAUCACGGCUAAAAGCAGGGACGAGUACUUCCGCACACUGGCUGUGUACAAAUGGAACAUAGAAAUGGAAAUAAUGGAGAUAGAGAAAGAAGUUCAAGAGUUGGCGAAGAGACGGGAUGAAGUAAAUAGUGAGCCGGAAGAGCCAGAUGAUAUUGAGCCAGUAUGAAACAUGAUAAAACGUCCACUAGAUGGCGUACAGCCUGCCAAAAAAGAGUAGAAAUUCAAAGUGGCAACAUCCCUCGUCGUGUCAACGUGUCAUCCCUUUCCUUGCCAAUACGUGUGAGAUAAUUUUUAAGAAAAAAAAACCGCCUUCCUUUGGGGUUCUGGUGAUAAAUACUUUCAAAUGUUGGAUUAUGUUAUCAAUUCGUCUGUAUAUUUUUUAAUGUUUGUUAUUCGAUAUCUCCAU